AACAUUUUCAGUUGUUAUAUAUUCAUCUCGUAAGCAAAGCAUAUUAAGUUCAACGAGUUCAGUAGUUCACCCCUCCCUCGCCGAAAGUGACCAUAACUUCUACUGCACUUGGCGCCGUUAUGAGAAAAAGGAGCGGACCCAAGGGCAGCUAGCCGGGUAGCACGACGAAUAACCAGGAUGUUCAGGGGUCCACGAACACUGGUGUGUGCUUGUAAUUUAAGGUCACUGCAGCUGUCAAAAGAAUUUCGCCUUUUUGCUUUCUCUAAACACAUUGACUCAACAUGUUUGGAAGUAAGACACAUUCAUGCCAGAAGACAUGUUCAAAUCCAUGAAAAAGACACUAUGACUUUAUGCUGUUCAUCUCAACUGACGUCUUUCAGCGCAGACAGUGAGAAUUAUCAGCUGGAAGGCCUUAUAUCUGAAACCCCUAUUUCCAAAGCCAUUCUGAAAAGCCAUUAUCAUCAACCUCAGGUCUCUGCCAAAACCAAAGCACCUUAUGUUUUCAGCACUUUCUGGCACUGUUUAUUCAACAGGACUUCCUGGCCUUUGGAUCUUAGCCCGGCUACAAUUUAUAAUAUGCCAGCACUUAAUCCCCGGAUUUCAAACCAGUUCCACUGUCGAGCACAAACCCACUAUCACUCCGUCUAUCAAAUCAGAACUGUUCAUCAGGCUGUCCCUCGUGUAACAGACACCUGGAAGGACUGCCUGUCCCCUGAGAACGAAAAUAGAUGUCGACAGAUCCUGCAGGCCAACUGGAAGCACUACGACAUGGACAAAGUGAGACAAGGGGCCGGCCAGGCUCAAGGAAAGAACAAAGGGAAGUGGGCUUCCAUCUUGGUUUCCCUCUGCUACGAUAAAGGAGGACCGGCGUUUCUGUUUACUCUGCGCUCCUGUACGCUGAAGGGCAAGCACAAAGGAGACGUCAGCUUUGCUGGAGGAAAGGGUGAUCCAUCAGACAGAGAUGUAGUGGCCACUGCAUUGCGGGAAGCCAGAGAGGAGCUUGGAGUUACUAUUCCAGCUGAAAGGGUCUGGGGUGUCAUGAAACCUCUGAGGGACACAUCAGGGAUGAUGAUUGCUCCGGUGUUGGCUAACCUUGGUCCUCUUGAGGAGUUGGCGUUCAAACCAAACCCAGAGGAGGUAGACGAGAUCUUCACUUUGUCCUUGUCACACCUGUCCAAUCCCCAGAAUCGCGGCUACACAAACUUUCGUACUGGCAACAAGUAUGGAUACACACUACCAGUGUUUUGUAAUGGCAAACACCGAGUAUGGGGUCUGACUGCAGUUGCUCUGGACCAUACUAUCAAACUUCUUAUACCUCCAUAUGGAUCUAUAACUGAGGUUUUCAAUGGCUGAAUGCUUCUUUUUGUAGCAGACAUUAAUAAUCAGUGAAGAAAAUCUGGAUUUCUUUCAUCCAGUCUAAUGUUUAAUAAUCUUGUUGUGUUUAUUAACGUGUUAGGAGACAGAUCUUUUCUCCUAUGCAUUCGAUGAUUAUAUAUUAUAUUCUGUUAUGAAGAAUCAAGACAGCAGUCAGAUUUUUUGACCUCACUGAAAGGCACUGUUGAAGCUUUUCUUCUGUUUUUUAACUAAUAAAGUGAAGAAGAAUA
This is a messenger RNA of Xiphophorus maculatus (southern platyfish), 1604 nucleotides long. RefSeq names its product nudix hydrolase 8 (gene nudt8). Lineage: Eukaryota; Metazoa; Chordata; Actinopteri; Cyprinodontiformes; Poeciliidae. Gene Ontology annotation, molecular function: coenzyme A diphosphatase activity. The record is from RefSeq and is a predicted model, not a curated record. The coding region runs from base 178 to 1353 and encodes 391 amino acids. The transcript has 5 exons.